Messenger RNA from Zygosaccharomyces rouxii, 2355 nucleotides. It is a transcript of the gene MSH4, whose product is annotated as MutS family protein MSH4. Gene Ontology annotation, molecular function: ATP-dependent DNA damage sensor activity; ATP binding; mismatched DNA binding. The transcript has a single exon. Bases 1 to 2355 code for a protein of 784 amino acids. Gene Ontology annotation, cellular component: nucleus. The record is from RefSeq and is a predicted model, not a curated record. Gene Ontology annotation, biological process: mismatch repair; reciprocal meiotic recombination. NCBI's taxonomy places the organism in Eukaryota, Fungi, Ascomycota, Saccharomycetes, Saccharomycetales, Saccharomycetaceae.
AUGGUAAACAAUGGUCCUGAGAGGGUUUUAUGUUCUAUCUUUGAACUCUCUAGGGAUAUCGGUACUAAGGUCGGCAUCUGUGUUAUCAAAUAUCAUACAGGAGAAAUGAUUUUGUCAGACUAUAUGGAUUCCCAGAUUUACAUCCGUACUGUCCAUAAUAUCCAGGUCUACCAACCCACAGAAAUUCUGUUACCGAGUUCUAGUCUUUCCCCUGUAGUUUCUAAAUUGGCAACAAUUAUUAAAUUCAACGUUGAUGAAAGUGUAAGGAUUACAGAGACUUCUGCCAAAUAUUUCAAUUCCCAAGAUGGAUUAACAGCCAUUGACAAGUACAUGAUCGAAAAUGAUAAAAAGCAGCUACUUAUGGAUGAAUUUACCGACAAGGCAUUUGCUCUAAAUGCUACUGCUGCUGCUAUGUACUAUACGGGAGAAAUCGUCUCCACGGCAUCCAAUUCUUGCCUAACCAGAUACGAAAACUUCCGUAUUAAAUAUGAAGGUACUGAAAACACUAUGCUUAUUGAUCCUAAGACGAUCAGAGGCCUUGAGCUUGUGGAGAAUAAUGUGGUAAAACAAGGGCUCUCCUUUUGGAAAUUUAUGGAUAAUACAUGUACCAAGAUGGGACAAAGGUCAUUGAGAAAUAACAUUUUACAACCUUUAACAGAUAAAGCUAACAUUGAUAUGCGACUACAAACGGUAAAGGAACUAUUGGGACAACAUGAACUACUUGAUGGUCUUAGAACUCAGAUGAGAAAACUGCAAGAUUUAGAUAAAUUGUUCGCCAAACUGUUGUCAGUAGACCAGACAGCAGUCAAAUCAGAACAAAAGAUCAAUUACUCCAUCUUGCUCAAGGAUUCUAUCGCUGUGACUAAAAAUUUACGAGAGUUACUCUCUCAAGUUGCACUAGAAUCCACUUUACUUACAGAGGCUCGGGAUGUCUUCUGUCAUGAGAGCAUAGAUCAAAUUGAACAGCUAAUUCACAGCUACAUUAAUGAAGAUUGUGUUUGGGCUUCUUCUCCUCUGGAAUUGGAAAAUCAACGAUGCUAUGCAGUUAAAUGUGGUGCCAAUGGUUUGCUCGAUGUAUCGAGGCAAAUUUACAAAAAUGUCAUGGAUGAGAUCAUACAUGAAGUAGAAGAAUUAUCAGUGACUCAUGAUCUUAUCUUUGAUUACAAUUACGAUUCUUCUCAUGGAUUUUUUUUGAGGGUAAAGCGUCAGCUAGUAGGAUCUGCCUCUUCCUUACCGCCAAUCUUCAUAAACAGAGUGACCAAGAAAAAUUACAUCGAAUGCAACACUCUCAAAAUCGUCAAGUAUAAUGCCAGGUUAAAGGAAGUAUUGUCAGAAAUAAGCAUCAUAAGUGAACAAGUGGUAGAUAAAUUGUUGACUGGAAUUGUGAAAAACAUUUCUGUACUUUUUAUGGUAUCUGAAGCAGUAUCUAUCUUAGAUUUGAUGUGUUGCUUUGCAUUUAAUUCAAGGGAAAGGAACUAUUGCAUUCCUGUUUUCUCAAAUCAAAUGAUAUUACAAAAUUCGAGACACCCGGUGGUGGAAACCCUAAUUAAAGACUUCAUCCCUAAUAAUAUUUCGAAUACAGCUAGCAAUUCUUUACAAAUUAUAACAGGUUGUAAUAUGAGUGGGAAAUCGGUUUAUCUAAGACAGGUGGUCUUACUUUGUAUCAUGGCACAGAUGGGCUGUCCUAUUCCUGCUGAUUGUGCUUAUUGCAAAAUUUAUACCAAAAUUCAUGCAAGAAUAUGCAACGACUCCAUGGAAUUGAGUACUUCCACAUUCGCAUUUGAAAUGAAAGAAAUGGCGUAUUUUCUGGAUGAUAUCGAUUCUUCCACCCUGUUAGUCCUUGAUGAAUUGGGGAGGGGCUCUAGUAUCGGUGACGGCUUUUGCAUAUCUUUGGCGGUUGCAGAACAUUUGCUCAAGAUUGGAGCCACUAUCUUCCUUUCAACACAUUUUCAAGAUAUCCCGAGCAUUCUCAAGUAUAAACCCUCUGUUGUGCAUUUGAACAUGUUGACUGACAUGAAGGGUGACAGUUCCUUGGAAAUGCACUAUCGAUUAAGUAGCGAUCCCGCAACUGCCAUCGAAAAUCCAGGUAUCAAAGCUGUCCAAAAGUUGUUCAGCCCCACCAUUAUUGAAGAAGCUUAUCGCAUUUGCGAGAGGCUACAAAUUAGUAAAUCUCGAUGCGUCGGUGGAUUUCAAACUGAGGAAGACCGACAGCAUAAUCUUCAAAUGGUCAGACAAAUGAAGAAAAUAUUUUCCCUAGUAGAGCUGCUGGGAAGUCAACUAGAUAAUGAAGAUCAAUUUUCACUUCCUUCUCUAAAAUCACUCCAAGAUUUGUUUGUCGAUUCCUUUGAAAAUUAA